AUGUCUUCCCAAAAGACGGCCCUCGUAACGGGCACUAGCAAGGGUGGCAUCGGAGACUACCUCGCCCGAGAACUCCACAGCAGAGGAUUCCGAGUCUUUGCGACAGCUCGAAGCCCUGCAAAGGUUGAGCAUCUCAAGGAAAUGGGCCUGGAUAUUGUGUUACUCGAGGUGACGGACUCGGACUCGAUCAAGAAGGCCGUCGAGAAAGUGACUGAGGCCACGGGAGGAAAACUGGAUAUCCUCAUUAACAAUUCGGGUGUUGGUUAUAUGGCGUCCUUACUAGACGCAGACAUGACCCCAGCAAAAGCCAUGUUCGAUGUCAACAUAUGGGCCGUCUUGGAACUGACCCAGGCAUUCAGCCCUAUGCUGAUUGCUUCCAAAGGAACUAUUGUCAACAUUGGCUCGGUGGCUGGAAGACUCCCAAUCCCGUUCGAAGGUAUCUACAACAUCAGCAAGGCGGCACUGGAGCAUCUUUCACGGCAGAUGCGUGUUGAGUUUGCCCCCUUUGAUGUGAAAGUGGUGCAUGUGGUUACUGGAGGAAUCAAGACUGGUUUCUUUGCACAUGCAGAGGAAUCAGAGCUCCCUGAAACCUCACCCUACUAUCCUGGCCGAGAAGCUCUCGGUCCAUGGAUGAAGGGCGAGGCCAAUACGACCUUACAGCCGACACCUCCCGAGGAGUAUGCGCGAAGUGUGAUUAAUAACGUGCUUAAGACAUCCCCGACCACAUCGCAAUGGGUCGGCUAUGGCACAUUCGCCACCUGGUUGGCAUCCAAGGUUCUAUGGAACACUGCAACGGAUCUUGUCUUGUGGGCAAUGGGAGUUCCCAAUCUUAAGAAGGCCAUUUUUGGCAGCAAGAGUCAGAAGAAGAUUGACUAG
This is a messenger RNA of Fusarium keratoplasticum, 876 nucleotides long. RefSeq lists its product as uncharacterized. The transcript has 5 exons. The record is from RefSeq and is a predicted model, not a curated record. Gene Ontology annotation, molecular function: acylglycerone-phosphate reductase (NADP+) activity; triacylglycerol lipase activity. Gene Ontology annotation, biological process: phosphatidic acid biosynthetic process; triglyceride catabolic process. The coding region runs from base 1 to 876 and encodes 291 amino acids. Gene Ontology annotation, cellular component: endoplasmic reticulum; lipid droplet. Lineage: Eukaryota; Fungi; Ascomycota; Sordariomycetes; Hypocreales; Nectriaceae.